AUGUUUUACUUUAGCCAAGCCACCUCCGGCCCUGUUUUGAGAUACCGGGGAUCCUACUACGUGCAGCUUCCCGACGGUUCCCUGCAGGUCACCUACCACGUGGUCGGCGAUUCAGGCAUCGUGGCUGAGGUCACCUACGAGGGACAGGCUCACUACCAAGCCCACCAACCUUCCUACCAUCCUACACCUUCCUACCAUCCUAAACCUGCAUACCAGCCUACACCUUCCUACCAUCCUACAUCUGCCUACAGGCCAACACCUUCUUACAGGCCGAGACCUCAUUACCUUGUAGCCCAAAUUACAAAAAUUCAGACCCAUAAAGAGUCACAUCCAAACUCUGGUCACAUCACCUCGCUCAGCAGUUGUGAAAAUACGGAAGAACUAUGA
Penaeus chinensis is the source of this 387-nucleotide messenger RNA. Its product is annotated as adhesive plaque matrix protein-like. The transcript has 3 exons. The coding region runs from base 1 to 387 and encodes 128 amino acids. Lineage: Eukaryota; Metazoa; Arthropoda; Malacostraca; Decapoda; Penaeidae. The record is from RefSeq and is a predicted model, not a curated record.